AUGCUGGAGGAGACCCCGAUGCAAACCCGCGCUCUCGGCUGCUGCCACUCACCGGACGCGGAGGCGGUCGCGGUCAAGGCCUCAGCGCCCGUCCGUGUCGAGGACCUCGGGGUGAGGGCGCGAGUGCUGCCAAGAGCGUUGCCGCGCCUGAUAUUGUACGCGGGCGUGACCUGCGUCACGCCCGAUGCUUUGCUCCUGCGGCUCCAGCGCGAGGAGGCGGACGACAUGCUGACGAUCCUCCUCUGGCGCACCGUCUUCGUCUGCGUGAUGCUCACUCCGGUCGCCGCCUCGCUCCGCGGCGGGUUUGCGAAGCUGUUCGCUGGCCUCGCCGCCGCGCCGCCCGUGCAGGUGCUGGCGGCCGGCGCUCUGCAGGCGCUGGCGACCGUCACGUUCGGCGCCUCGCUGAUGGUGUGUGACCCGGCGCAGGCCCUGAUCCUGACAAGCCUAGCACCGCUCUGGGCGGCACUCUUGGGCGCACUCCUGUUUGACGAGCCCGUCAGCGGCCGAACGCUCGGCGCCCUCGCCUUGGCCCUCACGUCGUUCAUGGCCGGCUACAUCGUCGCGACCCGCCGCCUCGCCCACUCGCACCCGCGCGCAUGCGGCCCCGCCAUCCCCGCCCUCGGCGCCUACCUCGCCCUGCUCGUGCUCGGGGCGGCGAAGCUCGCGACCGAGGGAGCCCGAGGCCUGGUCCCUCCGAGCGGCACCUUCGUCGCCCUCUCCGCCCUCAACGCCUUUGGCAUCUCCGCGAUGCACAUUGCCAUCGCCCUCGUCUCCGGCCGCGUCCCGCCGACAGAGGUCGCCAUCGCGCUGCUGCUCGAGGUGCCGCUCGGCCCGCUCUGGAUGGUCGCCGGCGUCGGCGAGCCGCUUUCCGCCUUCACCAUGUCCGGCGGUGCGCUGCUCAUCGCCACGAUCGCCGGCAAGGAGCUGCUCGACGCGCACUGGCCGCGGGAGGCGUUUGAGCAGUUCGACGUGGAGGGCGCAGUGGCCUGCAAGAUCCCACCCUUCCCCGACACGCGCACGUCCCCCGACGCGCCGCACGCAUCCAUCUCGGACCCUUCUCCGCGUGUCCGGAACUCAUCCUUCGGACGGAUCCCCUCCAUCACCGACCUCAUGAACAUGGUGCGGUGA
Emiliania huxleyi CCMP1516 is the source of this 1128-nucleotide messenger RNA. RefSeq lists its product as hypothetical. The transcript has 2 exons. The record is from RefSeq and is a predicted model, not a curated record. Lineage: Eukaryota; Haptophyta; Isochrysidales; Noelaerhabdaceae. The coding region runs from base 1 to 1128 and encodes 375 amino acids.